AUGUCUACAGCAGCACAAAUCAGCAAUGCCUCGCGCAAAAUGACUGGUAGAGAGUUCUACCAGAGCUUAGGAAGCCCAAAAAUGAUACUGGCUCCAAUGGUAGAUCGCUCAGAGUUUGUGUGUGACUGCGCGUGGCGCAUGCUCACCCGUUCUUUCGUCGGCGAGAAAUCGUCCGGCCACUUACUGGCUUACUCGCCAAUGCUGCAUGCGCGUCUAUUUAAAGAGCGUCCUGCAUACAGAAGCCAGCAUUUCGAGGCAGUCCGCGCACACCCCAGUGAGGAAAACAAUGGUGCAGAUUCUCGAUGGUUUCUGGAUGGAAACCCGCGCAUUGACCGUCCGUUAAUUGUCCAAUUUUGUGCGAAUGAGCCCGAUGAACUUCUUGAAGCUGCUAAACUUGUCCAACCCUACUGUGAUGCUGUAGAUCUAAACCUUGGGUGUCCACAAGGAAUUGCGAAAAAGGGCCGCUACGGUGCAUUCUUACAGGAAGAACCGGAUUUAAUAUAUAAACUUAUAAAUACACUACACACGGAACUGUCGAUUCCCGUAACGGCAAAAUUUCGCAUAUUGGAGACAAAGGAGAAAACGUUAGAAUACGCAAAGAUGAUCCUUUCCGCAGGCGCAAGCUUUAUUUCCGUGCAUGGGCGGCGAAGGGAACAAAAGGGACACAAUACUGGCGUUGCUGAUUGGUCGUAUAUCCGUUACUUGAGGGACAAUUUGCCCCCUGAUACUGUGAUAUUUGCGAAUGGAAACAUUUUAAACCACGAUGAUAUCCAAAAAUGUUUGGAAACCACUGGUGCCGACGGUGUCAUGAGCGCAGAGGGGAAUCUAUCAGAUCCAACAAUUUUUUCACACCCACCUCCAAUAGGAGAAAAAAUCCCUGGGUAUUGGAGAGGAAGAAAUAAUAAAGGGGGAUACAGAUUGGAUUUCAUUCUAAGAAGGUAUAUGGAUAUAAUUUAUAAGUAUGUCCUUGAAACGGCGCCGCCGAAGAGAAAACCGCUCUUUGAGACUUCCUCUGCAGCUUCCGACCACUCCACCAGUGAACUAGAAGAGAAAAUUCUGCCGCCUGAGCAAGAAGACGGGCCUCCCAGGAAAAAACAAAAGAAGAGCAAGGAUCAAAAAACGGUAUCGCCUAAUCUCUGCCCAAUGCAAGGCCAUCUGUUUCAGCUGCUCCGUCCACUUGUUUCAAAGAAGACUCAUGUUCGUGACGCACUCGCAAGGUGCAGAGCGGGAGACAUACCAGCUUUCGAGAACGUUUUGUUACUUGUAGAAGAAGCCGUCAAGGAAGGCAUACAGGAAUACAAUGCAACCCCAGAAUUGCACGAUGAAUCUGAGGAACCUCAAGAUGCAACGCUGAAUGGUUCCAAAGCAACAAUUGCGAAGUACAAGCGGCCAUGGUGGGUUUGCCAGCCGUAUAUUCGGCCGCUGCCUGAAGAAGCGAUGGAGAAAGGUGCCCUGCAACUGAAAAAGAAGGGACGAGCAGAGAUCAAUAAGGAAGCAAAAGACAACAAUCUUGAAUUGGAGGCAGAGAUUGUCACACCAAAGGACCAACUGGUCAGCGGUUGA
Messenger RNA from Ophidiomyces ophidiicola, 1563 nucleotides. It is a transcript of the gene DUS1, whose product is annotated as tRNA dihydrouridine synthase. The record is from RefSeq and is a predicted model, not a curated record. NCBI's taxonomy places the organism in Eukaryota, Fungi, Ascomycota, Eurotiomycetes, Onygenales, Onygenaceae. Gene Ontology annotation, biological process: tRNA processing. Gene Ontology annotation, molecular function: flavin adenine dinucleotide binding; tRNA dihydrouridine synthase activity. The transcript has 2 exons. The coding region runs from base 1 to 1563 and encodes 520 amino acids.